AUGGCGAUGAAUGCUUCACAACUAUUCCUGCGCCGGGCUCAGAAGGUCGGGAGUCGAAACCUGGCGGCCCUUUCAAGAGAUGCUCGGAGCCCUAUAUUCAGUCCAUGUCCAGCUUGCAGGCACUUAUCGAGAACGACCCGACGCUCCAAGCCAGCCCCAGCGGAUGACCCAAAUUUUUUGUCCAUAGUUGAUAACCCCCCCAAUUUGGUCCGGACUGGGAGGAGGCAUGGACCCGGACUCAUUAUUUUGGCGCUCAUCCCCAUUACCGCCUUUGCCCUCGGGUCGUGGCAAGUCCAGCGUCUAGAUUGGAAAUCGAAACUGGUGGCCAAAUUGGAGGAUCGCCUUGUACGGGAUCCCCUACCUUUACCUCCGCGGAUCGACCCCGACGCUAUCAGCGAGUUUGACUAUAGGAGGAUAUAUGCUACAGGGCACUUGAGACAUGACCAGGAAAUGCUGAUUGGCCCUCGCAUGCGCGACGGUAAUGAAGGUUAUAUGGUUAUCACCCCCCUCGAAAGAGGCGACGAGGGAACCACUGUGCUUGUGAACAGGGGCUGGAUAUCCAAGAAAUUCAAGAAUAAGGAAUCAAGGCCGGAUGGUCUCCCAAAGGGAGAAAUCACAGUUGAAGGGUUACUGCGGGAGCCAUGGAAGAAGAACAUGUUUACGCCAGAAAAUAGCCCGCAAACGAACGAGUUCUUUUUCCCGGAUGUUGAGCAAAUGGCAAAGUUGACAGGGAGUCAACCCGUGUGGAUCGAGGAAACGAUGGAACCGGAUCUCCUAUCGACCUGGGACCGCGAUGCUAGGGGGAUACCAAUUGGACGAGCCCCAGAGGUCAAUCUCAGAAACAAUCACGCACAAUACAUAUUUACGUGGUAUGCCCUCGCAGCUGCCACAUCUGUAAUGUUAUGGAUGGUUGUGAAAAAGCCUCCGGGGGAUAUAGCUCGCCGCGUACGCCAGAAUAAAGAGUGGCGAUAA
Messenger RNA from Venustampulla echinocandica, 972 nucleotides. RefSeq lists its product as uncharacterized. The coding region runs from base 1 to 972 and encodes 323 amino acids. Lineage: Eukaryota; Fungi; Ascomycota; Leotiomycetes; Helotiales; Pleuroascaceae. Gene Ontology annotation, cellular component: membrane; mitochondrion. The record is from RefSeq and is a predicted model, not a curated record. Gene Ontology annotation, biological process: mitochondrial respiratory chain complex IV assembly. The transcript has 4 exons.